GCGCAAUCUGCAUCGUCGUACUCAGCAAUCACCUUCGUUCCGAAAACAUYAAGUCGCUGCCGGUAGGUACUUGGUACAAUGCCUUACAGACACAKGAAUCCUUAAAGCAGCACAAUCAAAUCAGAACACAGCCUUGAAUAUUUUUGUCCGUACAGCACCAAAAUCAUGACGCCCACUCUCAAUGAAUCGGCUCGGACCGCUAUUGCCGAAGCGAGACAGGAACAGGAGGAGUCGGACCUUCCCGAGGUCACCGACCCCCACUCUAACAACAACUCGGCAAAUCAGCGUUCCAUAUCGACAGCCCGGAAGUUUCUUGCGACUGCAUCACCCACAUUUCUCGCCUCCGAGUGGUCGUCGGACGACGACCGGCUCGUGAAGGUGGGGCGGAGCCUGGAGGACCUUGUGGCCUCAGCCGACAAGAACGACGAAAAGGGGGAAGACAUCCUGACCCACGCCUUGCGGAAUGUAAUCGAUCAGAGCAAUAUCCUCGCCGACAUGGGCGAAUUCAAGGUGCCCAAAGUAAGAUUUGGAAAAACCGGGAUCGAUAUGCCCGUCCUAACUCUAGGGUGCAUGMGAUUUCAGCACACRUGGGACGGGACCUUUGAGACCUUCGACAAGGUCAACAAAGAGGGGCAGGAAAACCUKACGGAGACCAUCUACCACGCCAUCAAGAACCUGGGCAUCAACCACAUCGAAACCGCUCGGGGCUAUGGGAGYAGUGAGCUUCAGAUCGGACACGCCCUCAAGACAAUUUUUGCGCGGGGSAUCAAACGAGAAGACCUGUUAAUCCAAACCAAGGUAAACUGCAUGCCAUCGAAGGACUUUCGUGCCACGCUAGAGAAAAGUUUCAAGACGCUUGGGGUUGACUACAUCGAUUUGUUCUCUUUCCACGGUGUCAACAUGCCCUACGCCUACGAACAAAUGUUCAACUACAAAGACAACGAAAACCUUAUGGACAUCGCCCUGGAGUACAAAKCSAAGGGUAAAAUCAGACACAUUGGAUUCAGCACCCACGGCCAACCAGAACUCACCAAGCGUUGCAUCGAGACGGACAAAUUUGAGUACGUCAACCUCCACUACCACGCUUUUGGAAGCUACACUGCMAGUGGUGGAGGAAACUGCGGUGGCAACCUKGACAACGUCCGUCUUAUGAARGAGAAGGACAUGGGGGUGUUUAUCAUCAGCCCCUACGACAAGGGGGGUAGACUCUAUGCACCCUCAAGAAAACUCCGCUCCUUAACCCUACCGGACCUCGAACCUAUCCAGUAUGGACCGCUGUGGUGCAUGAGCCACGAGCACAUCGACGCCGAACACGCUCCAAUCCACACGAUGACGAUUGGUGCGGCCCGUCCCAGCGAUCUCGACGAACCCUUCGUGACUGCGUACCUGUUUGCGAAGCGAAGAGACGAAAUGGUGGCAAAAGUCGAGAACGUGGCGAAGAGAUUGCGCGCUGCCGAGGUCGAGGCCCUCGGUGAGGAUUGGGUACAAAACUGGCACAAAGGCCUCCGGAACUGCUUGACGAUGGACGAUGCCUAUGAAUUCGGACAGAUCGUGUGGUGCUACAACCUCAUCAAAGCCUUUGGAAUGCUUGAUUACGCGAAAGACCGAUACGCAAUGUUCGACAAGAACUACAAGAGCUGGGACUUUGAGCUGUCUACCAAGGAAAACAUCAAGAAACUUUGGAUUCCUUGGGGCUACUGUCCCGGCCUUGCGACCCCAGGGGAUGGUAAAGUCGAUUAUGCGACUCUGCUCCCCGAUGUUCCGGAAGAACGGAAAGCGAGGGUGCUUGAUGCCAUCAGUUUUGUUUAUUCAUACUGCUCRAAGGAUAGCGCAACUGCAAAAGAGCUCACGGUUCCAGAGGAAUGGGAGUGUGCAUACGACAUGCGUCCCUGGACAGCAUUUCCCGAACGGGGYUAAACUAAGAAUCUCUUUCGACAAACGGAUKUUUAACACGCUUUCAAUGCAAGUCAGAAGUACUCYUUUCAAGCACAUGAAAUCGUACUAAAGUAAAGUAUCUGGGGUGAU
Molecule: messenger RNA, 2025 nt
Organism: Pseudo-nitzschia multistriata
Lineage: Eukaryota; Bacillariophyta; Bacillariophyceae; Bacillariales; Bacillariaceae
Source: the annotation of a GenBank genome assembly